CAGUCUUCUUUCUCCUCCCCUGCCACUUUCAUUGUACGCUGUCCCUCUGCCAACACUCGAGAUUACUCUCUAGGAACUACACACACACACACACACUCACGCUCUCUCUCUCACACACAGACACACACACACACACAUACAGACACACACUGCUUGCCCAGUUCUAGUUCUGACCCGCAGACUGCGGUCCGGACCACCAGAUGGACUAUCAGGACGGAAGGGCCAACGCUCCGAGAGACGGAUGUUUAUCUUACAUCAUCAUAAUCAUAAGCGGGAUGGCAUAGAGAUAUGGAGUGAGGACUCUUCUCCACCAGCGUGGGAGCCUUCUCGUCUGACAGAAGCAGCAUGCGGUCAACGGCGGCAACUCAACUCCACGAUAGACCACGUUCACGCGGUAGCAACUCAACUCCAUGAUAGGCCACAUGCACACGUCAGUCGCAGGAUGGAUUAAGGCGUAAGGCAGGGGUGUCUGACGUACCCAAGUGGACGGAUUGGCAUCCAGGCCGAGGGGUUGCCAUCCAGCUGAAGGGUUGGCAUCCAGGUUGCGGGUGAGUGGAUGUCCGCUGUCAUGCCUGCUGAGGAAGAGGAGGACGAGCAGCCAAUGUGGCAGUCGGUGGCACUGUUCUGCUGCAAGGGCAUAAUCGAGGGCAUCAUCGUGGUGCUCUUCCUCUGGCUCCUUGUACAGGUGCUCUUUACCAAAGAGCUGGAAGUUCACCUGCAGGUUCUCCUGGGGGCGGGGCUUGCUGUGUUCUGCCUCUCCCUGCUGCUGGGCUGUUUCCUGUGCUUAUGGCAGAUGAGGUCACUUCCUGCCGAGAACAAAGAAUCUCCAGCUCUCGUCACCGAUUGCUCAACCACACCCUCCGCUGAUGUCACUUCCUCUUCCCACUCUCCACCCAUGAGGGUUCUGAAUGAGGAGCCGGAGGAGGAGGAGGAGGAGGCGGGGCUUGAUUACCCCUCUGCAUUUGGAAGCUCCACCCCUUCUGAUGAUGACUUCUACAUGUUGCCGUUAGCGACGCGGUCCCGAACAGACGCCCCCAAGUCGUACUUCCCCCUGCGCCGCCUCAGCUCCCCGACCCUGUCGGCCCCUCUGUACCGGCCCAUGGACCGCCCUCGCGGCUCGUUGCCCUGCCUGCCCCACCUGCCCCGCCUCAGCUUCCUGUCCCGCACGCGGAGGGCUCUGGAGCGCCGCUGCACCGUGGCGGCCGACGCCUACCCCUACACCGAGCACAGCCGCCUCACCGGCCCUGCCCCUCCACCGCCCCCUACCUCCCAGGCUCCGCCCCUACUCUCAGCCACUUCCAGACUCAGUCGUCCCUCCCCAAUUAUGGCACCGCCUCCUCUGCAGCCCCCGCCCACAGACCCACCUCUUCCAUAA
Messenger RNA from Alosa alosa (allis shad), 1375 nucleotides. RefSeq names its product synaptotagmin XVIIIb (gene syt18b). The coding region runs from base 557 to 1375 and encodes 272 amino acids. The record is from RefSeq and is a predicted model, not a curated record. The transcript is spliced from 3 exons. Lineage: Eukaryota; Metazoa; Chordata; Actinopteri; Clupeiformes; Clupeidae.